This is a messenger RNA of Rhopilema esculentum, 1573 nucleotides long. RefSeq names its product WD repeat-containing protein 41. Gene Ontology annotation, cellular component: lysosomal membrane. Gene Ontology annotation, molecular function: protein binding. NCBI's taxonomy places the organism in Eukaryota, Metazoa, Cnidaria, Scyphozoa, Rhizostomeae, Rhizostomatidae. Gene Ontology annotation, biological process: regulation of autophagy. The record is from RefSeq and is a predicted model, not a curated record.
CAUUGCAGCUUGAAAACAAGGAAGUACUCGAAACGGGCAAGAAAUUAUACUAUGAUCAGAAAUUGAAACCAGUUCAGUGAUGCUUAGAGAUUUCUUGGGUUUUUUUAGAUCUGAUAGUAAAGAAGCGAAAAAUGAUAGAGACCAGACCGAAGCGGCUAGUUCCAAGGUCCCAGAGAUAACAGAUGACCAACCAAGAAAUCCAUAUACAGAGAUUAAGAUACUGUCAGGACACUCAGAUAGAAUUCACCUAGCUACGAUCAUUGAUGAAAGCAGGAUACUCACUGCUGCACAAGACAAUACAGUUGCAGUCUGGGAUUCUGUAAAUGGCAACCUGCUAUUCAAACUCUAUGGUCAUACAAAACCAAUCAACUGCGUAUGUGUCAUUCACUAUGAUGUUUCUUUGGAUGAAGAAAUAAAAGCAGAGGACCUUGGAAAUGAGACAUCAAGAAUCCUUCUCACUGCUUCAUUUGACAAAUCCAUUCGGUUGUGGAGUUUGUGUUAUGGAAAUUGCCUAAAAGUUAUCACGGAACACAAUUAUGCUGUGAAGUGCUUCAUAAAGCUGAGGGGUGAAGAAACAGAAGCCCACUACUGCUGCGCUGGAGAUCAUUUGAGCAUAUGGGAUGAAAACAUGAAACUUCUUCAUACUUAUAAAAGGAAUAAUCCAAAUUUUAUACAAUCGCUGAUUUCCAUCAAGGAUAAGAAGAUAGUCACUGCAACAGACCAGUAUUACUUAGAUGUUUAUUGCAUUGAAAAAAGCAGCGAAAGUGUGGAAAUUCAAUAUUCUAGAAAGCUUCCAACACACAGGGAAUCAAUAACUUGCCUAAUUAAUAUAUCUGAUGCCAUGUUUGCGUCGGCUUCUCUUGAUGGUACGAUCAUGGUCUGGACGACUUACCAUCUCCUUCCGACACGACAGUUCAAUUCGCACGAAAAUUACAGAGAUUCCGAGAAAAAGAAGUUCUUAUACAGUGUUAAACAUCUGUUUGCUCUUGAACAGCGUUACAUCUUUGCUGCAAUUGCAAAUGGAUUCUUUGUUUAUGACACAAUUUCAGACAAAUGUCUCGUUAAGCAACCCAACGCCCAUUCCGAGGAAGUAAAUCAUCUAGCACUGAUCGGAGACGGGUCAGUUUUAGCAACAUGUUCGCUUGAUGGAACAACAAGACUGUGGGGUCACCGAACUCCUGUCUCUUCAAGUGACAUUUCUGCGCUGAAGAGUGCAGUAACCCCCUUGGAAAGAAUUAUAGGAAAAAGGGUCAAAUCGCUGCGUGACAAGCCAACCUCUUUGGAACUUAUUGGAGAAUGCGCGGGCCAUACAGACAGUGUCCAGCUAAUAGUAUCGUGCGGAAAAGAAGGCUUCAUCACUUGUGGAUUGAAUGACCUGGUGAUUCUUUGGAAGAAUGGCGCAUUACAAAUGGAGAAUGAAAAUAAAAUAUUAGAAGAUAUUUUGAAGGAAACUGACUUUUUUCAACUUUCCUUAAAUGAAACUUAAUACAGCAUUUAAAUUGAUAUUUUCGUAAUUUUUUGUAUUUGUUUUUUAAGAACGUCAGUAUCUUUUUUCGUUUCUCUAGGCUAUCGU